AUGACAAGUUGCUUUGAAUUCAAUUCAGGGAAGCAGCUCUGCAAUGCUCCUCCUACUUUUACCAAUCACGGUACUAGACAAGAUGAGUCAUUCGUGUCAAUUAUAAGCAAUACUAAUAACAAAGAAGAUGACGAUCACCAGGAAAAUAAUAUGAAAAAGGAUGAGACACUGGAUGCCAUGCUGUCUCAGGCAUUCAAUCGACUCACAUUCCAGGAACGACAAGAGCAACAAGACCUUCUCCAUGGUGUGGAUGGCACACUUCCGGAAGAUAAAGACUUUGUGGAAAUCGCUCUUCAGGAAUUAGACAACCACCUGAUACGCAUUAAACAUGGAAGUGUGUAUGAGACUGCGGAAAAGAUGGACCCAAAGUAUGCUGGUUCCAGAGCCUUUCGGAUUAUGUUUUUGAGAGGAAAUCGAUAUGAUGCUAAAGCUGCAGCGGACCAGACGCUGCGAUUCUUUGCACAGAAACAAAAGUUAUUCGGAACAGAAAAAUUGGUAAAAGAGAUCACGAUUGACGAUUUAGACGAGGAUGAUCGAGCUUGCUUGCGAACAGGAUGCAUUCAAAUUGCUGGAAAAGACAGAUCCGAUAGACACAUCAUUUUGCAGGUUCCAGGUCUGAGAUCCUUCAAAAUUUUACAGAACGAAUUGCGUGUGCGCUACUACAUUUUCAUGAGAGUUUUGGAGGGAGAGGUAGCACAGAAGCGUGGUGCCAUUUAUUUGACUUAUAUUGUAGGUCAUUUCAGGGACAAGAGAGAGGGUGGUGGUUAUUUGGAGAAUCACAAUUUGAGCAUGGCUCUCCCGCUUUAUCCCGCAGCCUUUCAUGUUUGCACGGACGAUUUUGCGCAGGGUGUUCUUGGCAACUUGGUAGUCCGAGCCAUGCCAGCCCAAGCUCGCGCCCGUUUUCGAUUACACUUUGGUACACAUCUAGAGUGCAAAUAUCACUUGUCGACCUAUGGCAUUCCCGGCGAGCUCCUCCCUCUUUCAGCAGAGACCAACGAAAUGGAUUUGGAACCACAUCUUCGAUGGUGCCGUUCCUGUUUCACAAAAACUGACAGAACCGAAUUAGAUCAUCAGGAUGACGAGCCAAAAACGAAUAAUCAUCAUUCCUCAUCUCCUGCCCAUGGUGGACUAAUCACAGUACCCAAUCCAAACGAUGUCCUCUUUAUGGGAUCCAAGAGGAGAGACAAUGUUGGCAACGAACGUCUUCGAAAACUGGUGAAAGAUGCGGCAAAAUUAUAUGCUUCAGGCUCGAAUGAAGACAAGAGACGUUUGGUCGACGGCAUAAUUGGUGAUAUACACGAGUCGGGGGGACUCUUUCUGAAGCAAGUCCAAAAGGGAAAUGAACGCUGGGAAGAAAUAUCGUUAGCAAAGGUACGAGAAAAGAUUACACAACGCUUUCGCAACCACAAUCGUCGGCGAGAAUCCGUCUUUCAGUUAGUCCGCGGGGGGACUCGGAUCUCGGAUGUUCCACUGCCCAAGGAUGUGGUAUUGGGGCGAGCCCAAAAGAGUCAGGGCAAUGAAUUAUUGCAUGGUCUCAUUAAAGAUCGAUCGGAGGAUUAUGAUUCAUUGAAUCGUGGCAUGAAGGUGAUUGUGGUGGAUGCUAUCAUUGAGCGAAUCAAGAGCGAGGGCGGUAGAUUUCUGCAACCAACCCCGGACCUGGAUGGAUAUGUCGAGCUCUCUGUGGAUUCGACUAGGGAUCGAGUGUCCACCUACUUUCGCAACUAUCGGCGGCCUUCCAGGAAAGUGCAGGUCGGCAAGUAA
Messenger RNA from Cylindrotheca closterium, 1761 nucleotides. Lineage: Eukaryota; Bacillariophyta; Bacillariophyceae; Bacillariales; Bacillariaceae. The record is from the annotation of a GenBank genome assembly.